Molecule: messenger RNA, 524 nt
Organism: Adelges cooleyi (spruce gall adelgid)
Lineage: Eukaryota; Metazoa; Arthropoda; Insecta; Hemiptera; Adelgidae
Exons: 4
Coding region: 1-498 (165 amino acids)
Molecular function (GO): calcium ion binding
Source: RefSeq, a predicted model, not a curated record
AUGAACACUGUAGCCAACAAUCACGAUCAAGCGUUGGUUAACAGAGACAAAAAAAAAGCGGAAGCGUAUUUAAAAACUAAAAACGUGAAAAAGUUGAUUUACCAUUUGACGACUAAACUAUUAGUGAACAAACCAUACAACCCAGUUAAUUAUACAAUUCUCCAACUAGAAGAACUGAUUAAUUUUCGUAAAAAUCAAAGCAAUCCUCCAGUUUUGUACAAUGACGAACAAUUAGCAGGUAUUUUUAAUAACAUGGACAUAAUGAAAACCGGAUCUCUCGAUUUGGAACAAUACAUUUGUGUUAUGAAAAUGUUGGGAUUAAAUGAAGGAGAUUUCAAUACAGAUCCUGAGAGGGACUCAAACAAUCACAUUGAUCGAAAAACAUUUAUGCGUGAGGCACCUAUAAAGAAAUGGAUUAGGCCUCCCAUAAUCCCCGCCUAUACCGCCGCGGAGUCAACACCAAUACUCAAUAGAAUUAAAUUUAACAAAAUUAAAUAAUUUAGUAAUCGAAGCUGUAAAGUAUU